Molecule: messenger RNA, 429 nt
Organism: Prorocentrum cordatum
Lineage: Eukaryota; Dinophyceae; Prorocentrales; Prorocentraceae
Source: the annotation of a GenBank genome assembly
CCGCGUUGCAGCGACUAUGUCGCUGGCUCCGUGCCGCUGGCCACGAGCGUGAGCCAAGUCGGUUGCAAAACAAAUCUCGCCGUGGGCAUGUCGACGAACAAACGGCAGCAAGAGGACUCAGUCGGCGUUGCCUUCCGGCGCAAGUGCGGCCCUGAGGGCAAGUCGGCCUUUCAGAUGCAGGCCAUGACGCGCGUCGCCUGGCGCCCGUCGUCGCCCCGUGACUCGACGCCACCGCGGCGGAGUUUGUUCCGGCAGCGAGCGGCUAUGAAGUUGGCGCUCCGCUGGAUCUGGCGUCGGGCCCACUCGAGGAUGCCAGCCGCUGGGGGAGAGCCGACAUGCCCGUGGAAGUCUGGUGGCGUCUACUUCGGCCGGCCAGGCCAGAUGGAGAUCCAGUGCUCCGUGUGCGACUUCUCCCUCCUGGAGGAGUUA